Rotaria socialis is the source of this 1419-nucleotide messenger RNA. The record is from the annotation of a GenBank genome assembly. Lineage: Eukaryota; Metazoa; Rotifera; Eurotatoria; Philodinida; Philodinidae.
AUGAAUUAUUUUCCUACAAAAAAUACAAUCCUGUCAAAACGACGUAGUGCUUCAGUGAAUCUCGAUGAUAAAUCAAAACAACUAGGCGCACCGUCUUUACCGAAACUCAAUCGAAAAAGUAAUGCUUCUCGUCAAAAAGUAUCUUCUUUAUUUAUUUUGCCAAGAAACAAACAUUCUGCCAGUGUAAAUACUACAGAAAUGACUGUAUCACCAAGAAGUACUACUGAAACUAUUCCAGGUUUUUAUAAACAAAUUUCACCUCCGAUCAAACCAAGAACAAUAGUUUCGUCAAAAUCAAAAGUAGACCAUUUACCAAUACCAAAGGAAAGAAAAUCAACUAAUAAUAGUCAAACAAUCAAAGACUUUCAUUUCGCCGAAAAACAAAUGACGACUGUAAAUGCAGUAAAUGAACUGGAAAAACUCAUACUACCGAACGUCAACAAUACAGGUCAAAGUUCUUCAGAUGAAAAGAUUUCAACAUCAAAAAAUACAACUCAAUCAACAUGUCCAACUCCUGGCUUGUGUGGUUUGAUUAACAUUGGUAAUACAUGUUACAUGAAUAGUGCUCUUCAAUGUUUGAGUAAUAUUCCUGAACUAACUCAAUGGGCUCUCAAUCAAAAACAGCACUCAACAAGAGAAAAUGAAGAUAUUAUUGCUAUAUAUACUUCUCUAAUACAAUCAAUAUGGUCUGGUGAAAAUACUACUGUUAAUCCUCGAGAUAUUAAAGAAAUAGUUAGUCGUUCUGCUCCGAUAUUUAUUGGACAUGCACAGAGAGAUUCACAUGAGUUUCUGAAUUCUCUUUUGAAUGCUCUUGAAAGAACAAAAUCAAUAUCUAUUAUUGCUGAUCUUUUCCAUAUUCAUACGAAAUCACAGGUAACAUGCACAGGAUGUAAUUUCAUCGAUAUGACUGACGAAAUUACAACAUUUCUUCCACUUCCACUUCCAUUACCAAAACGCAAUUUAUUUAAUAAUGAAAUUUUACUGGAAAAUUUAAUCCAAGAUUUUUGUUUAGAAGAAAAUUUAGAUGGAUUAUACUAUUGCAAUUCAUGUAAACAAUAUGUUCAAGCUAAGCAAAAGACACUUAUAUGUUUACCGUUACCUCGUGUUCUUGUUAUACAAUUAAAACGAUUUCCAUUCGAUCAUACUUUUCAAAAAAUAGAUACAUUCGUUCGUUACAAACUUGAAUAUAAGAACUUGAUAUCGAAUAAUGAUAGAUAUAAAUUAUGUGCUGCAUCUUGUCACGUCGGAAGUUUAUCUUGUGGACAUUAUACAACCGUAGCCAAGAAUGCCUUGAGACAUCAAUGGUAUGAAUUUAAUGAUAAUCGUGUCAAUGAAAUUAAUCAGAACGCUAUUAUUACAAGUAAUGCUUACGUACUUGUAUAUUUAAAGUCAGAUGAUUCGAAUAGUUCUAUAUCUUAA